GUGUGAGGGAUUUACAAUCCCACCUCUCGCUCCCCAUCCCCUGCAGAGUCGCCCUGAAGGCCAUGUGCAGCGGAAAGCUGCAGACAGCUUUGCUGGUGGCCGGCUACUUUGUCUACCUGCUGGUGGGUGCUGCCGUGUUCCAGGCCCUGGAGAGGACUGCUGAGAAGCAGGAGAAAAUGGCAGCUGCGCAGAUGAAGGAGGCUUUUCUGCAGAACUUCACGCAGCUCACGGUGGCGGAGAUGGAGCAGUUCAUGAAGAACCUGAUUGAAGCCAUUCAGAAUGGAGUAUAUCCUGUUGGAAACGAGUCACAGUUUGAAGAAAGCAACUGGGAUUUUAGCAACUCCUUCUUCUUUGCAGGCACUGUUGUCUCCACAAUAGGCUAUGGCACAUUACAUCCUAAAACUGCUGGGGGACAGAUCUUUUGUGUGUUUUUUGCUCUUUUUGGAAUCCCUCUGAACAUUGUUUUUCUGCACCGUGUUGGUAAGAUGCUCUCACUGCUCUGUAAAAAGCUGGGGAAAUUCCUCUACGAGAAAGGAAUGAGAAAGAAGAACAUCAAAUUUCUGACCCUUUUGUUCUUCCUGGCAACGGGGAUCCUGGUUUUUCUGUGCUUGCCAUCAGUCUUCUUCCAGAUAACAGAGGGCUGGUCCUACAGUGAAGGAAUUUACUUUGCAUUUAUCACCCUCAGCACCAUUGGCUUUGGAGAUUAUGUUGUAGGCAAACAGUCUGACAGGAAAUACUUUUCCUACUAUCGAGUGCUUGUGGCCAUUUGGAUUCUUUUUGGCCUUGCCUGGAUUGCUCUGCUGUUUAAUUUAUUGACAACAGUACUAGAAGAUACUGAAAAAAUAAUUGUCAAGGAUCUCCAGCAAAUUGGAAAGGUGAGUAAGGACAAUGUAGGAAGCCAGCAAAGAAGAUGCUGGCCUGUUCAAUUUAUUCCAGAAGAAGAACCACUACCAUCACAUGCUGGAGGGGAUGCAAUGAAAAUGGAAUCAUUAACAGCAGAUUCUGAACACACAAAAAAUGAAAAAAUGUUUUCUAAUAACAAAGCUAUUGGCAUAACGUGUUGAGAAUUGAAUUCUUCAUUGGAGAAUUGCUAGUUAAUUAGUCUAAAGAAAUUCCCAUAGAAAUAAAAUUUCUCCUACCUUC
This is a messenger RNA of Taeniopygia guttata (zebra finch), 1143 nucleotides long. The record is from RefSeq and is a predicted model, not a curated record. Lineage: Eukaryota; Metazoa; Chordata; Aves; Passeriformes; Estrildidae.